This is a messenger RNA of Rhea pennata, 7551 nucleotides long. RefSeq names its product purine rich element binding protein B (gene PURB). Gene Ontology annotation, biological process: regulation of transcription by RNA polymerase II. The record is from RefSeq and is a predicted model, not a curated record. Gene Ontology annotation, molecular function: DNA-binding transcription factor activity, RNA polymerase II-specific; purine-rich negative regulatory element binding; RNA polymerase II transcription regulatory region sequence-specific DNA binding. Bases 1 to 1014 code for a protein of 337 amino acids. The transcript is spliced from 2 exons. NCBI's taxonomy places the organism in Eukaryota, Metazoa, Chordata, Aves, Rheiformes, Rheidae. Gene Ontology annotation, cellular component: nucleus.
AUGGCGGACGGGGACAGCGGCAGCGAGCGCGGCGGCAGCGGCAGCGGCAGCGGCGGCGGCGGCGGCGGCGGGUUCGCGGGGCCCCGCGGCGGCGGCGGCGGCGCGGGGGCCGCCGGCGGCCCGGAGCAGGAGACGCAGGAGCUGGCCUCGAAGCGGCUCGACAUCCAGAACAAGCGGUUCUACCUGGACGUCAAGCAGAACGCCAAGGGCCGCUUCCUCAAGAUCGCCGAGGUGGGCGCCGGCGGCUCCAAGAGCCGCCUCACGCUCUCCAUGGCUGUGGCCGCCGAGUUCCGCGACUACCUGGGCGACUUCAUCGAGCACUACGCCCAGCUGGGGCCCUCCAGCCCCGAGCAGCUGGCGCAGGCCGCGGGCCCCACCGGCGAGGACGGCGCCGGCGCCGGGCCCCGGCGGGCCCUCAAGAGCGAGUUCCUGGUGCGGGAGAACCGCAAGUACUACCUGGACCUGAAGGAGAACCAGCGCGGGCGCUUCCUCCGCAUCCGCCAGACCGUCAACCGCGGUCCCGGCGGCCCUGGCGGCUUCCCCGGCGGCCCGCCGGGCCUGCAGAGCGGCCAGACCAUUGCCCUGCCCGCCCAGGGCCUCAUCGAGUUUCGCGAUGCCCUGGCCAAGCUCAUCGACGACUACGGUGGCGAGGAGGACGAGCUGGGCGGCCCCGGGGGCGGCGGGCCGGGCGGCGGGGGGCUCUAUGGCGAGCUGCCCGAGGGCACCUCCAUCACGGUGGACUCCAAGCGCUUCUUCUUCGACGUGGGCUGCAACAAGUACGGCGUCUUCCUGCGGGUGAGCGAGGUGAAGCCGUCCUACCGCAACGCCAUCACCGUGCCCUACAAGGCCUGGGCCAAGUUUGGCGGCGCCUUCUGCCGCUAUGCCGAGGAGAUGCGCGACAUCCAGGAGCGCCAGCGGGACAAGCUCUACGACCGCCGAGCCGGGCCGCCGGGGCCGGGCAGUGGCAGUGGUGCCGGCGAUGACUCCGACGGCGACGACGUGGACGACGACUGAGCCCCUUCCCCAUGCCCCUGCCGCCCUCCCUCCUUCCCCCCCCACCCCCCACCUCCCCGUCUCACCCCAGCCUGGGCCCCCCUUCCCCUCCUCGCCGCCAGGGCUGCGACAGGGAGAAGGGGGCCCCGAGCGCCUCCCCUUCCCCCCCCCGCCCGCCCUCCCUGCUCCACCGUCGGAGAGAGAAACCGGCCCGACCGCAGACACCGACCGCGUCCCUCCCUCCUCCACGCGCACACACACACACACAUGCCGACCUACGCCGCCGUGGGGCAGCCCCCGUCACCCGCCGGGGCAAGCCACCGCCGUCCCGAGGGGAGCCUGGGACAUGCAGCAUCCUUCCCCGGCACCGGGGGACCCAGCUGCCUGGAUCUUCCCUCCUUCCCUACGCCUGCUUCAGCCCAAGGACUCUUUGUUUUUUUGUUUUUUGUUUUUGGCGGGGGGAGGACGGGGAGGCCUCCCGGAUCCUCUCUCCUCUCCUGCCCCGAAACCCCUCUGUCUGUGUCAACAUCGUGCCCCUACCACCAUCGAAACCAGCAUCCUGGCGUCCACAAGCGCACUGAGCUCGAAGAGAAGGGAGCGAGGCCCCUGCGGCUUCCCAGCUCUGAGGGUGCAGAAUUGUUUGUUUUCUGGGAUGCAAACUGCUAAACUCCAGGCGUCUGAACUGGAACCCAUAAGUGAACUAGUUAAAAGCUGGCAGGUUUCUGAAGAUUAAGAACACUUUCUUGUUUUGAUUUUUUUUUUCUUUUAACAUGGGGGUUGCAAAGAGAGGUAGGUUAAAGAAAAAGCAGGCAUAAAGCACAAGGAAAGCUCGAUGGAUUGGCUGCUGCUCACUAAAGAUCUGCCCCUUCUCUCCAAAUAAGGUGGUCUCGAAAGAGCACUGGCUUUAGUAGUUGGAAGGAAGGCGAGCCAGUUUUCCCCUGGCUCCGGUGGGCGACCGCAAUCCAGCCCCAGUUGCUGGGUCACUAAAACUAGCUAUUUCUUAAAGCUGUCGCUCAGUUGGGAAAGAGCAAAAAAAAAAAAAAAAAGGAAAAAAAAAGAAAAGAAACACGGCUGCAAGUCUUUAGUCUGGGCAAAGGAACGACCAGCACCGAGCAAGACGCGAGCAAAAGUGGAGGCUUCGGUGGGGAUCCGUGGACGCAUCAGUCUGACUCAAAACCACCAAGAACCUCAGGUGCAGAAAUCCAUCAGUUCUUCUUUUACGAGAAUUUUUAGCAAACGAACUCGAUCCGUUUCCUCAGUACCUCACAUCGUGUUAACAGCGGAGUUGGCAAGGGCUGGCUUGUUAGCGCGACACACAACCUGUGGGAGCUUCGGGCCCAUCGCGGUGAAGGCGCCGACGUGAAAACGAUAAGCUCUGUGACUAUUAACGAUACCCUGGCAGCGGGUAUUUUUUUUUUCUUACCACCUCCAAGUUUCACCAGAGACUGGCUACUGCCAAUUCGUCCAGCUGUUCCAGAAUAAAGUUGGGGUCUUUUCAGCGAUCACCUCUUCUAUUAUUAAAUGGAUUUUCACUCUCAAAUGGUCUUUUUUUUUUAGCUAAUCGGGUCAGUCCUACCCCUCCAGAAAGGUAUUUUUUUAGCCACAUUAUCAUAUACUAGUAACUUUGAACUGAAUGGGGAGCCCGCUGUUCAUUCCAAAGUUUCAGGUAUUACUUGUGUGACAUCUUCUAGAGUCUCUAGGACUUUUUUGUUUUGUUUUUUUUCUUUUUUUUUUUUUUUGAAACUGUGCAUGCCUGCCCUUUGAUUUGAGCUGCCUUGUUAAUUUAUUAUUGCAUACCCUUCUUUUGGUAUUCCUCUCUCUACGCUAUCUGUUCGGUUUGUAUUUAUUGGAAAACGAGGAACAGACGAAAAGCGACUCUUCUCACGUGGUUGCGGCAACGUCGGGGGGGGGAUCAGCUCCAUCCCGUACCCCAAAUCCAGCAACGUUACCGGGAAUGUUACCCGUGUGUCUGUCUGUCAGCCGCGAAUGUGUAUCGCUGCCCUUCUCAAAAACAAAUCCUGGCCUCCCGUUGUCCGUAGGUCUUUUUAAGGGAUUUUUAAAAGAACUUUUUUGUUUUCCUGUUUUUAUUCUUCUCCGUUGCAAAGAACUCGGUUUCUUAAAUCAUACGGGAGCAAUAGUAUUUCUUGAUGUUUGAAUUACAUCCAUACACUUGUACUGUAUUUUGUACUGUAAGGCAGCUGUUUCCAGUAAUGUCCUGCUGUAUUUACCUAUGUAUUUUGUUCACACGCGUUCAGUUCUUUGCCGCGGAGAAUGAAUUGCCACCCGGUUUCGGCGGACGGAAGUCACACUUUAGCACCGUAAGACAGCUCCGUCCUGCGGAUUAGAGCUCGGAGGCGGCGAGGAGGAUUUGAGGCCGCCGGCGGACGAGGCUGUAACUCCGUUCAUUGCGAACAACGUACGGUUCCGCGCGCAGACCAGCAUCUCGUUUCCUUGCUUCAGUGGUGAUUGACUUUCUGUUGCUCAGCUGCUGUGAGCCAAUUUGGUUCUUGCAAAGAUGCAGGCGGUACCUCUCCUUUUGAAGAGGAUUAUAUAUAUAUACAUAUAUAUAUAUUCUUUUUUUUUUUGGCUGAAUUGCAGUAACUAGCCUUACCUUUCUACUCUGUGGUAGCAACGGGGUCUUCGUGGGCCUCAGCCAGUGGCUAAGCUGUUGUUAGCUGCCUAGGAAAUACGUGGAAGAGGAACGAGGCAAAUAUCACACACGCCAAAAAAAAAAAAAAACCCACUGCCACACAUGGCAUUCGCUUUGGCAAACAGAAACCUUUCUUCUGUAGGCGUCAGGCCAGACAAGUGAUGUAUCUAUGUACAGAAACCUUCCGCAGCUCCAUUUGACCUUCCAGCAAACAGGUGAUAAGAACAGAGCGCGUCGGGGAAGAAAUCUCGCAGCAAAAAAACAAAAAAGCUUUUAAACCUGCCAGCGGCCAGCAAGAACGAUCCGAAAGGUGGGUGGACAAGCCACGGGUGCAAGUGAGGACUGAGGUGGUUUUCGAAAGAGGGGAGAUGUUCUUUAUUUUCUUUUUUUCUUCUUUUUGUUUAUUGUGCAGCGGGUUAAAGACCCGCUUUCCCGCUCUGGACGAUGGGUUCAAUCCCGGCGGGGGCCGGUUUGAAGUUCAGGUUCACUGCUGUAGGAGAUGCUUUCACUCCGGAGACGGGAGGUGAUGGGGGAGCCGGGGUGCGGAGGCAGGGAGAAGGAACAUCGCCUAGCUGCCGUUUCCCCCGGGAGACGGGAGGUUUUUCCCCUCCUGUACGCUUCUGAUGCCAUUUAAACGUGCAGCGAGGAUCGUGCGAAACACUUAUUGGCUUAUGAUUAAAGUGAGAUGAAUUUUGUUACACAAAUCCCUUCCUCCCCACCCCCAGCUGCCCGCGCCGUGCUCUCGCCUGGAUCUGGCUCGUCUGGACAGACCGGGCCGCUCAUUCCCGAAAACGUCUCCCUUCAGCUGGCUGGGAACGCGUAACCUACCAGCCUGGACAGGCACGUGGGCUGGCGAGGACGGCUCACUUCGGUGCGUUGUGAUGGGGCUGAGCCGUGGCGGGGAAGAGCCAGUCCUGUCCUUGACGUGGCUUUGGGUGGAGAAGGCAGCGAGGUGGUCGCGAGUGGCAGGUUGGAUGGUUUUGUUGUUCCUUUAUAUAUAUAAAUAUAUAUAUAUAUGUAUAUACACAUAUAUAUAUGUGUGUGUAUAUAUAUAAUUGUGGUUUUUUUUGGUUUGGAUUCUGUAGAAAACGGGCAAAAUUCAUUUUUUGGAAGGGGGAAAUCCCAAAUUCCUGGAGCUUCCAGAUUUCUGUUGCCCCAGAAAGGACAGUUUGAGAGCGCAACUCUAUCAAAAUAUCUGCUGUACAAAAGGAAAUGUAAAUCUUGUAUAGCGCCCAAAAAGCUAAUGUAAAUACCUGAGACGUCUGGGCCGAAAAGCCCAGAGAUGGGCCCUUGUCGGAGCCAGAGUCGGCUGUCCGCUCCCAGAGCUGCGGGUCACGGAGAGAUCCCUGCGGGGGCUGCCGCAGCCACGCAGCAGGGUUCGCUCUGCCGCAACCCGCAGCUCCUUUAAAGUCAGAGUCAAAAUUGCUUCAAUUUCCCUGCUCCCUGCCCCAAAGAAAAAAAGAAAAACAAACAAAAAAACUACCCUGUCUCAUUUUCAGUCGUUCGGGGUAAUGGGCACAAGAGGUUGGUUACAAUAAUCCCCUCAUAUUGAGUGGUCCAUCGCUGACUGCACACUUUGGCUGUGGUGAUGGCGGAGGAUGACUUGCUAAGAUGUGACCUUUCCCUAAGCGAGAUUGCAGGGCAGUGCCUGCACCCUAAGUGAUUCAGAAGUGACUAAUUCACAAGCAUCUUUGCUCUCGAGAGAGUGGCAGUUUCUCUUGUUGGCAAAAAAAAAAAAAAAAAAAAAAAAAACAAACUUGCCAGCGCGUGAUUCACGCACUGGCUUCUCUUAAAAAAAAGAAAAAAAGAAAAAAAAAGAAAAAAAAAAGAAAAAGAACCGUGAGUGAGUGAUGACGGUACUUUAGCUGAUGCACAAGCAAUCUCUCAGCAGAUAUUCGCUGAAGGAGCGCCGCCUCGACUCUCGCUGCAGAGCCGGGAGACGCUGUCGAGAGGUUUCCCGUCAGAAAAGCAGCCCAUCUCGGCUGCGGCCGGUCGGGUGGUUCGAGGGAGCCCUUGUCACGAAGGGGGAUGCCCCUGCGAGCGGGGGUUUCGAACCGGAUCGGUGCGUCGUUGUGCACGCUGUGGCUACGAGAGGUCUCGCAGAAACAGAACGGCCUUAAGGCCGCAGGCUCACCGCUGGUGUCUCUUUGGAAGGACAGGCCUUGUUGAAGGAUGCUCCGAGAAAUAUUCUUUGUAGGUCGAGGCUCUGCUGUUGCAAACUGGCGCACGCGGUCUUCCUCCUCUUCCUCCCGGAGCCGGAUGCUCAGAUAACUCGGUAGGGGAGCGUCAAGCAACCGUCAGGCGGUGCGGUGUGUGCACCAAGCUGAGAGCUCGUGUUUUGUGCAUCUGUGUAAGCUCCCCUGCCCUUCCCCACUCAGCUUCGCAGCGCGUGCCGGGCCUACCCGAUACCAGGUCCUCUAGUUGUACGUAGAAAGCCCCCACGACGUCCCGUUCUGCUUUGGAUCUGCUGGCGGUGGUGAGAAUGGCGCUGGGAAAGACGUGCGUCGGAAAGCAUCCGGCCUCGCGUGUGGUGGGGCUACAAGGCUUGUUUGGCAGCUGCUUACACAGGAGGGAGUGAAAGCCCUGGGAAGUCUUGGAUCUAGCGUGCUUUGAGCUGAGCCGGGAAAGGAAGUUACUAGUGAAGAGGGUGACACAUGUGGUGGCUUCUAGACAUGGUGGUGGCAACCAUCAGGUCUGUAGUACGUGAAAUCUCGGAGUCCCUAGAAUAGCUUCUCUUUGCCUCCUUAGUGCCGUGGUUUGUGUGUGCUCCCACCACUGAGCUCUCCCUGUGGACAGAGGGAGGAAAUCCCGGGCUCACGUGCCCGGGAACGCGAGGUUUGGGCUUGGCGUCGGCAGUGUCUAGCUGCUCAGCGCGGCAUCAAUGCUGUGGCGGUGACAGGCUUGCAGCUUCGAGGCCUUAAAAGCACGUGUUAAAGGCAGGGGAGAGCCUGCUGCAAUAUUCUGGCCUCACAGCAGUGUAACAAGAGCAGUGACGGGGAGACAAACUCCCGUUGUCUCGCAGCAAGGCCACUAAAAUGGGGCUGGAGAGAGAGAGAGAUGGGUCCGUCCUGCCUGGCGACAAGAUGGCGAAGGGGGACGCGUACGCGCUUCCGCCACUGCAGAAGUGCUGCUUUGUCGCCUUAACUCUCGCGAACAGUAGCCGAGGAGGCCGCGGGGGCGGAGGCGCGCGAGGUGGACGCCGCUCCGAGAGCUGGGACCUGGCAGCGAGCCCUCUCCCACACCCCGGUUCAUCUGCUGCCGGGGCAGGGGUAAGCAUGGAGUCGCGGCACAGAGUGGAAACGAGGCUGCUGGGUGCCCGCAUGCAUGUGCUCGUACCGUGAAAUGGGAAAACGGUGGCGCUGGGGCGCGAGGCAGCAGGUGGGAGAGUCGCAUCCUCCUCGGAAAGCUAGAGGCAGGGAGAGACGCCAAGUCUGGGCACCGCAGGGCUGGAACUGCCUUCCGCAAUAUCUGCUGAGAGACCAAAACGUUCACCCCGAAGUACCUUGACGAAAGAAGAAAGUUUUAUUCCUCUUAUUUUUUUAAUGAAAGAAAAAAAUAAAGCAAACCAUGCACUUUACGCGGCCCAGCGCGGGGCUGCCGGUGCCUGGAGGGGCCCCGUCCCCCUCUCCCCGGCGAGCGAGUGACCCACGGCAGCGGGGCCGAUUCUCAUUCCCUUCCUCUGGCGGCCGGCGGGGCGGCUUUGGGAGAUGCCGGGGAGCGGCCAGCUGUUGCCGAAGGCAGGUCCUGGAUUUACCACUAGCAAAGAUGACGCCCGACGUGACGAACUCCUCAUGCUAGCGAGCACUCCUUACCGUAGCAGAUUUUUGCAAAUGGAGUUUUACAGUCUAUAUUUAAAGAAUUGUAUGUUUGUAACAAAUAAAAAGUAUGCGGAAAAGUGAAUGAAAAAC